Molecule: messenger RNA, 19416 nt
Organism: Podarcis lilfordi (Lilford's wall lizard)
Lineage: Eukaryota; Metazoa; Chordata; Lepidosauria; Squamata; Lacertidae
Source: the annotation of a GenBank genome assembly
GAGCAAGGGGGCGCAGCGAUAGGAUCGGGCUGCGUCGCCCCUUCCGAGCCGCGAGAGGAGGAUGUCGUGAGGAAGCCGGAGCUGCUGCUGCCGCUUCUUCCCCCUCCUUCCCGCCGCCCACCUCUCCCGCGCGCGCAGCCAGCCGGGCCCGGCGCUCUCUCCGCAGCCACGUCGCGGUGUUGCUAUGGCUAUGAGCACCAUUCCGGCACCAAGCGGGCGCCACGUGACGCGCCCGGCGAUGGCUGCUUGGCGGGGAGCGGGGCGCUGAGCGGCGGCGGCGGCGGCAGCAGCAACCCCGCGGCACCUGGGCGCGCUUCCCCGCGCCGCCACCUCGGGCGCGCCAAAGGCAGCCUCGUCCUCCGCUCGCUCGCUCGCUCGCUCCUCCGCCUUCGCCAGCGCAGCCCGGGCCAAGCUUCCGAUGGACGGAGUUUCCUCGCCAGCCUCGGACGCUCCGCUAUGGUGGGUGCCGCCGCCGCCGCCGCCGCCUCCGGGGGAGAGGAGGGGCGGGCGCGCGCGGAGCCCGCUUGCGAGAGCGCGGCGCUUUUUGCGCGGGGAGCGCGGCGGGUGCGGGGCUGGCGCUGCAGUUGCUGCUGCUGCUGCUGCUGCUUUUUCUCGGUUAAAUUAAAAGAAGGACGAGAAUGCGGUGCAUUGGCCGGGCCUCGUCUGCACAUUCGGGCGGUCGUCUAGGCCAGCAGCAGCUGCGGCGGCGGCAUCUUCAUUGUGCGCUGCCAGCUGGCUUUGCCGCGGGGUGUUGCCUCGGAGGGCUGCUUGGAGGGGAGGGGGGUGUGCGCGCGGGCGGUUGCGUUGUGUACACACACAGGCGGCGGCGGCGGGGGGGGGGCACGGUACCAAAUGGGUUCCCUCAUCUUUGGGGGGGGGGGACACGGAGGGGCUUUUUGUUUGCGGGGCUUUAUGUAACGACGCGCCCGUCGCGCUGCCUGCUCGUCUACCUGUCAGGCGUCUCCGAAUCGCGGAGGCGGGCAGGGAAAGAGCUUUUCAUUCGCCCCCCCCCCCAGGCGAGGCGGUCUUGGGCCGAGGCAGAACUGGGUCAAGUGAGGAUGCAACUUAACUGCCCACCUUUUUUCUCAUCAGGCGCAGGUGCGGAUAUGGACACCUUUUGUCAUUCCCUGUUGCGCGCCGUGUUUCAGGCGGGGAAGGGCUCUGGAAAACAGGGCGGGGUGCAGUGGGGUGGGGGGCUCUCUGGAGCUGGGGCGGGGAUGGGGAUGAAGCUCUCUGGAUGCGCGCUCCGGGCCGGGGACGUGUUGAAGAGGAAUGGAGAAAUCAAGCCUUCUUUUCCCAGGCAUUGUCUUUCACCCCCACUCCCCCCGCCCUUCCCCUUUGUUCCGUUUUUAUCCCGGUUUCUUCAAGGGAGUGAAGGCUGCUGGGCCUCCUCUUUGAUAAACAACCCCUGGUGAAUGGAGGAGGCAGCCUGGUGAGACUGGCAGCUGCACCCAGAUUGGGGUGGGGGGAGGAGGGAAAUGGAUUGAUAUAAAAAUCUCUCUCGCCCCCACAUACCCAGGGGCAGGGAGCCACCCUGAAAGGUGAUUUUCUCUCUCACUCCCCAACCCCACCCAAUUGCAGUAGCUUUCUUCUCUUCUCUUCCCCAUGUUUGUUUUCCUUUUUCCUCCAUCGCAGUGGCAGUGGGCUGGGGCCUUUUAUCCUUAUUGUACAGGUGAGGCCUGUUGAAAUGUAAAGGCCCUGCUGUGUCCAAGGUCACGUAGGUAGAAGUGUCCAGAUGCAAUAGGGGGCAGGGCUGCUGUACACUUAAUGGCUAUGCAAAAAAAUAACCUUUUUAACAAGCAUGAUUUCUCAUCAUGACACAGAGGUGAGGAAAGCCAUGCAUGCUAAAAUUCCCCAUUCUCAAGUGGCAGAAAUAUAAAUUGAACCCCCCCCCCCUUAUAAUAUUCUUGUAAAGAAUCCGGUAAAAUGUGGACUAAACAAGGUAACUGUUAAGUGGAUUUGUAGCUGGUGGACUGACCAAACCCAAAGAGUAUUAAUUAAUGGUUCCUUGUCACCCUGGGAAAAAGUGACAAGUGGGGUGCCGCAAGGUUGUGUCCUGGGCCUGUUGUUGUUCAACGCCUUUAUACAUGUCUUGGAUGAAGGAAUUGAGGAGAUGCUCAUCAAAUCUGCUCAUGACACCAAACUGGGAGGGGUAGCUAACACAGAAGACAGAAUCAGAAUUCAAAAUGACUUUAACAGAUUGGAGAACUGGGCACAAGCUAACAAAAUGAAUUUCAGUAGGGACAAAUGUCAGGUUCUGCACUUAGGGAGGAAGAACCAGAUGCACAAAUAUAGAAUGGGGGACACCUGGCUUACUAGUAGUACAUGUGAAAAGGUUCUAGGCGUCUUGGUGGACCACAAGCUUAACAUGAGUCAACAGUGUGAUGCAGCAGCAAAGAAAAGCUAAUGCUAUUUUAGGCGGCAUCAACAUAGUGUCCAGAUCAAGGGAAGUAAUAGUACCACUCUAUUCUGCCUUGGUCAGGCCACACCUGGAAUACUGUUUCCAGUUAUGGAAAGUUAAGAAGGAUGUUGACAUGUGUCGAGGAGGAAAACCAAGAUGAUCAAGGAUCUGGAGACCAAGCCUUAUGAGGAAAGGUUGAAGGAGCUGGGUAUGUUUAGCCUGGGGGAAAAGCAGACUGAGAGGAGAUAUGAUAGCCAUCCUCAAAUAUCUCAAGGGCUAUCACAAAGAAAAUGGAGCAAGCUUGUUUUCUCCUGCUCUGGAUGGUAGGUCUUGAACCAAUGGCUUCAAGUUACAAGAUAGGAGAUUCCGACUAAAUAUCAGGAAGAACUUUCUGAAGGUAAGAGCUGUUUGAAAGUGGAAUGGUCUCCCUUGGCAGGUUGUGGACUCUCCUUCUUUGAGGGCUUUUAAGAAGAGGUUGGAUGGCCAUAUGUCCUGGAUGCUUUAUCUGAGAUUCCUGCAUUGCAGGGGGUUGGACCAGAUGACCCUUGGGUCCUUUCCAACUCUAUGAUUCUAAAAUUGGGUCCUUUGCUACUGGACUGCCCUCACUGGCUGUUCCAUAUUUGCUGGAUUAAAGCCUACCUGUGAUGUUGCUGUUCACAAAGGGUAAAUGCCUUGGCCUCCAUACUGAUGGUACCAGAAAAUAGACAUGGAAGAUCACCCCACCCCAACUGUUCCCCUGUGAUCUUUCAAGGCAUAUCCAGUAUUCCCAAAUCCUGUGGUGGUGUUUUUCCCCUACUAAAAAUCCAAUAAUGACUCAGUGCAGCUGUUAGGAUUGAGUUAGUAGUGUUUCCUUUAUGUUGCCUGGCCUGUGGUGAUGGAAAACUGUGUGGUUGGUUGGUUGUUGUCGUCGUCGUAGAGUUCUCAACUGUUUAGUUGUAGAGUUGAACUCAUUAUGAGCUGGGUUUGCUCCUUCAAGAUCCAAACCACAAGUGACUGCAUAGGCCUACUUGAUUUUUGUGUGAUCUCGGUGGGUUUUUGUUUUGUUUGCUCAGCUCUAGUGUAUUUGGAAAGGGUGGUGUGGUGAUCCCUAGUGACCUAUGCAGCAGGAAGAGAGUUGGCUCACCAUCUCUUGCCCUCACUCCUUCUUGUUUCCCCCUCCCCAAUUUGGUCCAGGCAAAAGCUCCAUGAAGACUUCCUGGACAAGGAAGCUUUGCAGCGCCUGGGAUCUCAGCAUUUAGGAACAUAGGAAGCUGCCUUAUACCAAGUCAGACCAUUGGCUGCAACCACCAGUCUAGCUCAGUAUUGUUGACACUGACAGGCAGGAUUUCAGGAGAGUCACCCAAGCAUGAGGGGUGGAACCUGGAGCCUUUUUCAGGCAAGGCAUGUGCUCUACCGCUGAGCUAUAGCCCUCUCCAAUAAAACUUACUAAUUACUUCAGAUAUUUAUAGCCUGCUCUUCAUGCCUACAAAGGGAUCCAAGAGCGAGUUACAACAUUACAUCCGUGAAAAUAUCCCCCUUACUUAGGUAGAGAUCCCUGCAAGUGAGAUUUGUACCUGGUCUACCCCCAGAACUGGAAGGAAAUCCAGGUUGAGUUGAGCUUGCUACAUAGACAGUUGUUGCAGAUUUGUUCAAGCUUUCGCAAAAUAGGUGGAAUGGUGGCUUUUUCUCACGAACCAACCAAUGUUCCUGCACGAUUGGCUUUGGAAAUGGUGAAGUAAGGAUCUCUCCCAGGCAAAGAAACUUUUGAUGAAUUGCAGCACCCCCCCACACGACGCCACCAAAAGCAUUUUCCAGCCAUGUCUGAGGUCAUCCAAGAGUUGCACCAGGAAGAGCUCCAGUCAGGGUGUCAGUAGACCUCUUCCUCUUCCAGGUCCGCGCUGGGUAUUCUACAUGUCCUUGUUGUCGUUUAGUCAUUUAGUUGUGUCCGACUCUUCAUGACCCCAUGGACCAGAGCACGCCACACCAGGGUAUUCUACAUAGCUCCCAGCAACUCUGCACAGUGAUAUGACCCUGCCAUCAUCCUUGGGGAUCGGUUUUCAGCUCUAUGGUGGGAAUGGGGAUCUCCUAACAAGUCUCAGUACCCUUAACGAACUCAAGGAUACUUGGGGGGAAGCCAUUAGGGGCGUCUUACCCAUAGAGGCUAGUGGCGCGGGGCACCAGGGCGCCACGUUCUGGAGGGUGCCAGGGAAGAGGCAGAGGCUGGACGCGGCAUCUCCUAGCAUCAGCUCGCCACCCUCGCCUGCCUCCGCCAUGCCACACCAAAGCAGCGCUGUGCCCGGAGCCUCCGUCUGCCGUGGCCACCGUGGCACGAAGCGGCCAGCUGAGCCAGGAGGCGCCAUUUCCAGCCUCUGCCUCUUCCCCGCGGGAGGAGCCACCCUCCAGCCACUGCCCGCCUCCUCCAGCCCCACCGGCAGCGCCGUCCUUCCUAAAAAACUAUUGGAAACCGGGGUGGGGGGUGGGGGGGCACCGACGCCGGAGGGAGCUUUGCACCAUGACGCAAGAUAUGCUUAAGACGGCCCUGGAAGCCAUGACUGUUUAAAGUGGAGCGAUACUGAUUUAAAUGUAUAGUGCAGAUGAGACAAUAAUAAUGCAGUAGAAUGGGGCAGUACUGAUGUAAUUGGGAGAAGGCUCUUAAGUGAUUAUUUUAAUGGUCUCUGGUAGCAGAACAGGCAAGGAUACCUUAGAAUGAGCAUUCAAAACCAGCUUCUGGGUUACAGAUAGGUCUAAUCUAACCACUAGCCCAUCUUAAGCUUUGUUCUUUGGGUGUGUAAGGAAGAGCUGUGGCCAGUACAUGAUGGUAAGGGCAAGUUCUACACACACACACACACACAGAGUGGCACCUUAAUUCCUUAUUGUAAUGCUAUUUUUGCAUUUGCAGUUUAAAAUGGUGUCACUAGCUCAUUUAAUAUCACACAGAAGUCAGAAUAUAUAUGUUGUAGUGAAAUAAGAAUAAAACUAUUGCAUAAAUUCUAAAUUUGGACUCGUGCUCUGAAGACAAAUUCGGGAGCGAAGAACUUCUGCAUCCCAAAAGGCUCAAUGAAACAAUCCUUUAUUAGGCCGAAUUUUACAAAUCACUAAAGCUGCAAUCUAAACACACAAGCAACUAACUCUCGUUGAACUUCAUAAGCACUGUAAGGCUGCAAUCCUGUAACCCUCUUAGUUGAGGGUGUUACCCCUUUAAACUCACUGGUAGACAAAGACAGGAUUGCACUUCAAGUGCAGAAGCAGAUGCUGAUCUGCCCUAAUCCUUUCCAGUGCAAUCCUGUGCAUGGCUGAGUUCUGCGUGGUUUACUUCCAGGUAAGCGUACCUAGGAUUGCGCCCAAAAGGAAAAUGGAAAUGCCGGGGUAAUGUGAGGCAAAACGGCAAUCUUAAAACUCACUAGGUAGUGAGACACAUUGAACUCAGGAGGAUUUGCUUCUUGGCAGCAAACAGGCAAGACGAAAAGGUUUUUUGGGAUAUUGAAGGUGAAGGCCUUGUCUCAGGAUCGAGGAAGCGCUUGCCCAGACUGCUUCUAGAUGGAGCGCCGCGCUCGGGCGCAAGAAGAGAAGCUCGUCCGCGGCAGCUAAAAAUAUCGCGCAAUUUCCCUCUCGGCGCAGCCGCGACCUAACCCGUCCCCUUCUUUCCCUUUGCAGUUUCUGAUUCGCAGCUCAGCUGAACUCCCACAUCCGGCUGGUCCUCGCGCUCAGCCUCUCCCAUGGGCUCGCCAGGUACGGUGCUGCGAUCUCCGGCGCGGGGGAAGGAAACCUCUCUCCCUCCCUCUCUCUCUCUCUCUCUCUCCCUCCCUCCCUCCCUCCCUCUCUCUCUCCCCCUCUCUCCCUCUCUCCUCUUGGGGUUCUUUUGUGUCCCACGGACGUGAAUUCCACAUCCCCCCAUUUCUAUGGCUCUGGAGAUUAGCUCCAAAGGCCCCUUGUCGCCCGUAGGGGUUCAUCCUGCCUGAGGCCUCGACGCAAAAGCACCCCUCUUCUUUCUGGGUAACUCCGGGGAAGGGACCAAAUCAAUUGCCCCUUAGCGUCAGGGCAAAGGUGAUGGUGUCCUCUCUUUGGGGUGCUAUGAGCUAAUCCUCUGCAUGCCAGAUUAGGAAGCGUUCUUUUCCACCCAGAGAGAAGCCCCCCCCCCCGAAUUAACAAAGGAAAGGAGCAGGUAAGUUGCAUGUGUGUCCAAGGGGUAAACUGGCAGGAGUGGCAUUCCAGAAUCCCUUAGUUAGGACUAAUGGAACUUUCACGAAAUAGUGAGCAAGUUUUUGAGGCCACUAGAAUACUCCACUGGGCAAGGCAGGGGUUGAGGGGGGCGGGGAAACUGGCUUGGUUUUGGAGUAAUAAUGAUUGCAUUGGUCAAAAUUAGAUUUUUGGUUGUAUAGUCUUGGGGUGUAUAGUACAUGGGUAUGAAGAUUGCCUGAACAUCAAAAUUUAACACUAUACCACUGCUGCGUGGUUCUGAGAACAUUUGUGUGUGUGUGUGCAAGAGAGAGAGAGAGAGAGAGAGAGAGAAGGCAACAGGCAGACUUGCUAUUUUCCCUCUAAACUUUGGGAAGGUAACUGUGCACAUCUCCCAUGUGUCACAUCCCCCCCCCCCCGCUUUUAGAGGGCAAUGUGCUCUUCUUCAUAUCCCAGACAUUGCUACAAGAGUUGGCAACCUGUAGCCCUCCAGAUGCCAUUGGACUCCCAACUCCCACCAGCCCCAUCCAGUAUGGUCAAUGGUCAGGGUUGAUGGGAAAUGGAGACCAGUAACAUCUGGAGGGCCACGACCAGUGGCCCAUCUCUAACCUCCUGGUCAUGCCAAAGAGGUGUAUCUUGAGUCUAGUUGGAUGAAGGUGGCUGAUUAUUCUAACACAGCCUUUGCCAGCCUUGUGCCCUGCAGAUGUUUUUGAAUGUAACUUCUACCAACUGCUGCUAGAUGGUCUGGCUGAUGGGCUGGUUGUAGUCCAUAACAUCUGCAGGGCACAAGGCUUGCAAAGUCUGCUUGAACAGGUUAAUUUAUUGUGAGUGUGUAUUUGUCUGGGAACAAGAGUUGAGUUCUGCUGUUGGUUCCGGGGUUUCAGUCUGCCUAUGAACUGUUUUUAAUGCCCAGUUUUGAGAGUGUGGGGUGGUGAUGGCGAUUUAUAAAAAUGUUUGCUUGGAGGUAUUAAAAUGAAAACUCCAAAGUGCAGAAAAAAAUGGGGCAGUGGAGUAGAACGUAUAACUAAAAUUAAUGUACUGAUUCAUUUUAAAUGUAAAGCCCAGAUGCAGUGACCACCAGCUGGAUAGGGGCCACUGUGUAGAAAGAAGACCGCUGCAAAUCAUAGAUGCUGGUCAUAAUGUUUCACACUUGUCACAAUUCUGUUGCAAUUUCACCAGAGUUUUGUUAAAUCCUUGCUUUCAUGGCUGCCUUGCCAGCUGAUUAUUACUCUCCAUGUAUUUUACAUGGCAUUCUUAACUGUAUGUUAUUCUGAGAAUUUCUAUGCCGCUCUUCAGAAAAGCAGGGGGGGGACGCCAUCAACCUCGGGGUGGCAUACACUAAAAUCACAGGGUCCUUUAUCCCAUUCUUCCUGAAAACAGCUAUCUGUAAUUGAGCAUUUAUUCACUAAAAAAAAAAAAAAGAUGGGGAAAUGGACGAGGGUAAUCCUAAUUCAGGGGUCAGUAAACGUUUUCAGCAGGGGGCCGGUCCACUGUCCCUCAGACCUUGUGGGGGGGGGCGGACUAUAUUUUUUUGGGGGGAAAUAAACGAAUCCCUAUGCCCCAUAAAUAACCCAGAGAUGCAUUUCAAAUAAAAGGACACAUUCUACUCAUGUAAAAACACGCUGAUUCCCAAAUCGUCCAUGGGCCGGAUUGAGAAAGCGAUUGGGCCGGAUCCGGCCCCUGGGCUUUAGUUUGCCUACCCAUGUCCUAAUUGAACACAGCCUUAACAAGGCUAGGAUUGGACUCACUCUGAAAGGGAAGGGAAUUCUCAGUGGUACAGUUAAAUCAUUUCAGACUCCAGGCUUGUAGCCCCCAGUCUGGGUUUAAUGAUCUGGAGGAGAGGGGAUGGUAAGGUGUAUUACUUACAUUUUAAAGUGAAUUCAGUAAGCAAGCCCUGCUGCAUUGGGGGGUGGCCUUCCUACCUAUUCUCCUGAGCGGAGCCCUGGUCUUCUGCCCAAUGGCCCUGCCUUGAGGGCACCACUUGCCACUGCCAAAGACACACCCAGUGAACUUGUGUCCGAUUCUGGAGAUUGUUAGACUCCCAGGCACCAAAAUUCCAUUGUAACCCCUUCAGGCCCAGGAAGAGUAGGGGAUGCCUAGGGCAAAUGGCAGUGGAGGCAGAUUUAGCAAGGGCACUGGGGAAGCCACUUCUCUGCUAUUCGGCUUUGACUGUGUUAGGUAAUUCAGGGGCUGACUCCACCAUGCAUGGCUUCUGUGCUUGGAAUAGAAGUCCUGGGCCAAGGGACUACAUAAGAUAAGCCUGCCUAGAUCAGAUGGAUGUGGUCCAGCAUUCGGCUCUCACAGUAGCCAGCCAAAUACAGAUGGGAGGCCUGCAAGCAGGAUAGCACACUUUCCACACAUCAUAACAGGAACAGCUUCAGGGGCAGCAGUUUUAUUUUGCUUCUUAUAUUCUGGGAAAUGACAAAUUCAACGUCCUCUGGCCACUUACCUCUUUCCUCCAGCAUGCAUAGUAGGUAUUUGAUGGCUGCCUAAUUUUAGUUACCGGUAAGUUUUGUCUAUUAUUCAGGGUCAUUCUCUUUCAUACUUGUGGCUGUUAUUUAUUAAUUUGUGGAUCACCUUCCACGUGCAUUUCUCAAGGCACCACAGCACAAAAAGAACAGAGUGUAGGUUUCGAAACAUCACAGAAUGAACAUUUAAGCAGAGGCCUUUUUAUUUAGCUUGUUGAAACAAAAAUAGUUUCAAUUUUUUCCAGAAAGUACAGCUAGUGGGCACCUGUCGUGUCUUGACAGGAAAACUUUCCCACAGAACAGAGGGAGCCACACUAGCAGUAACUCUUCUGAGUUCCAUUGGAGCAGGCUUCUGAUAUCUGAUGUGGGGAGCUUGAAGGAAAAACUCCCCUGUGGAACUCAGUGACUUACUGGGCAUGUAAGAGAUAAGGCAGUCUCUCGAGUAACCGGGUCGAUCUGGAUGAAACAGUAAAGCUGCCUCUGUCUUAUCACAUACUAAGGGCAGUUAUGUCUAAGAUGCCUGGCUACCCCAGGGUGCCCUGUGAGAAUUGUGCUGGAGAAAUCAGUGAAAGACAUCAAAACAACAAUUAAAAACAACAAAUUAUGCUGACAUUAUAGAAAGAUAGGGAACAACUCCACAAUGUCAAACAUUUAAAAAGCAGCAUUUUAUGCACUUGAAAAAGCAAACUUUUUGCAGGUGUUCUUUCAGUGGUAAUUUAUAUAUAUAUAAAAAUAAUACAACGAUAACCCCAUUUCCAGAUGUUUCAAAAACAGUUUAUAAGAGAACAAGCUGAACUUUUUGAGGAUGUCUUUUGAAUAAAUAUGCUUGGGGUUGUAAUAUACUUUGGCUAUUAAGAGCUGGGUAUAUUCCACCUCCUCUGUCCUGUUAGGCUGUCUCUCUGGAUUCCUCUCCAAGAUGAUGUCUCUCAAGAGGCUUUGAAAUCUUUUUUUACUAAUCUUUUAUUCCUCAUGGAUUGCUGGUGGGUUCUAAUUACCCAGUAAUGCUCUGCUUAAGCUUGCCAAAUGCCCCUUAAAGGAGUAGAUAGUACAGAUUUAUUUUGAAAGGCUUGUUGGCCAUUUCAGAACAAGAUCAUAAUGGAUGUCCUUUAUUUCAAAACCCUGCAGUCUUUAUAGUUUAAUAGUUGAAUGCAUGGGACAAUGUCCACUUGCACAGUGGGGUACUCUCCCCCCUCCCCUACCUCUGCACCACCAAAAUGUGCUCUGGGGGGUUGGGGGAACCCCUAGAACAGGUUUUGGCAGCGCACUUGGGAAGGAGAGAGGGGGCAGAGUCCUGUUGCACAAGUGGCUCUCGUUCCAUGCAUGCAUACCCCACUCAGCCCAACAUUGAAUUCUACCCUUUGUCCCAAAGUCAGGAGGAAAGCCAUGUCUUAUUGUGCAGCUGAUGCUUUAAACAUUUGACUGCUUUCCACACUAAUUGACUAGAAGGAAGUUGCACUGUGGGAACGGCUGGUCACUUGCCACAAAGUGGAAGUGCUCUGUCCAUGACUCAGUAUCCAGGGAAGACCCACAGCUUUGCAUGGGGAAGGCAUUCGAUUCAAUCCCUCCUGGCAUUUCCACUUAAAAUAUAACCUGGGAGCAGACAGGCCUCUGCUUAAGACCCUGUAGAGCUUUUUGUCAGCCAGGUGGUGCAAGGCCAGAUGGCAAAGAGUGUGACCUUGUGAAAGGCAGCUCCCUGUGUUUGUUAUGUCUCUUACCCUGCAUCUUCAUGGACUCAGAGAAAUCAGGGUGUGGGGGGGUGAUAGGAAGAACAGCAACACUGUGCAGCAGUAGGCUGGUCUUGAAACAAACAAAAUCCAGGCAAUCCACUAUAGCUGUAACCGCUUAAAUCAGGGAUGGGGAGCCUGCAGGCCUCAGACAUUACUGGACUUCCAAAUCCCAUCAUCCCUGACCACUGGCCAUGCUGGCUAGGAAUGAUGCAAACUGAAGCCCAACAAGAACGUGUGUAGGUUGCCUCCACCCCCCGGGGGCUAAGUCUUCUGUCAGGGCAGAACUGCACAUGAUGCAUGCAUUCAUCCCUUUCCUCUCCCCACCCGCUUCAUAAUAGUAAAACGAGCUGUUAAAAUCCUGGGUUCCCCCAACCUAGUUAGAUUUCUGAUUAUUCAAACAUUCUGGGAGUGCUUGACACAGGGUUGUAUUAAGAUGGGAUUAGGUAGUACGGAUGUGUUGAAUCAGAACAAAGACGAAGGGAUUUUGAAUAUCUGGGGGUCUGCUAAUGGGUUUCUAGUAUAUGUCAUGCUCAGCAAAACCAAAAAAACUUUUAUCAGAGCAGACCAAUAACAGCCUUCAAGUCCUGACCAGCUUUGUUCCGAUGAUGGGAAGGGCUGAAUGUGAGUGUCUGGUUGUCUUUAAUCCUGCCUGGAGCCACUUUCUGCAGCUUUGAUGACUCUCUUCUUCCUUUCUCUCUCUCUCCAGUAUCGUUUGUUUUAUCCAGGAUGGCCGCUUGCGGAGGCACCACCAAGAACAGGCUCACGGUAAAUAAACACGUCUGGGACUUCUUGACCAAGGAAAGCCCAGCCAAGCUGGUUAAGCUGAAGGAGGAGAACAAGGUCGGCAUCUUGAUCGAUGGCGAGACCUCCGAGAUCUACGUGCUGCAGAUUACUCUGCCUGCUCACGGGCCGAGCAACGGCCUCUACCUGGCCCGCAAAGCCCUCAAGGCCCUGCUCAAGGAGACGGAGAAGGAGCUGAAGAAGGCCCAGCGCCAGAGCGAGCUGAUGGGCUGCAUGGCCUUAAUGGAGAAGAGCCGAGAGCACGGCGCUGUGGAGCUUCACCGCCGAGGGGCUGCGUUGAUAUCCAGAGGGCAGCAGACCUCCGGGUCCAGAGUGGUCAGUGGCAGCGGAGGUGUGGCCAGCUGCUCGCGGGGAGGGGAGGAGGAACAGGACAGCCAGUGCCCCAUCUGUUUGGGGGAGAUCCAGAACAUUAAGACUCUGGAGAAGUGCAAGCACUCCUUCUGCGAGGACUGCAUCACUCGGGCCUUGCAAGUCAAGAAGGCCUGCCCUAUGUGUGGGCGUUUCUAUGGGCAGCUGGUGGGCAACCAGCCGGAGAACGGGCGCAUGCUGGUCUCCAAGGACUCAAGCCUGCUCCUCCCUGGCUAUGAGAAAUAUGGCACCAUCAUCAUCCAGUAUGUCUUCCCACCUGGCAUACAAGGAGUAAGUAGGGUCUCUGUCUGUAUUCAUGGCUGUUGUUGUGAGGGCCAGGGAAGUGUUGUCAGGGGGCGCAUUCACUGCACUGAGACACAUUGUGGCACAUGCGGUGGAGGAGAGGGCACCUAGUGUCAGGGCAAGGGGCAUGUUUUGUUCCCCCCACAGCGGUACCCCCACAUACACUGUUUAUAUAUAUAUAUAUCCUCAUAAGUGAGUCAACUAUUUGCUUUUGUGGGUCAUGCUAAAAGGGGUUUCUGAGAAGCACCAUUGGGAUGGGAAUCUAAACCUGUUCCUGGUUGCCCCCUUGUUACUUGGAGGAAGGCAGUUUUGCCCCCCACCCAGCAAUACCGUUUGCAGCCUUACUUUGCUCUAUAGAGCUUGAUGGCAAUUGGCUCUGCUUCUGUCUGUGCUGCCCCCCAUCCCACACACUUAAUAUUUCUUGACUGCAAUCCUGGGCACAGUCACAUGGGAAUGAGACCUGCUAAAUUCUGUGUAAACUUGCAUAGGAUUAGUCACCUAUUAUCAUUGUCUGAGUGGGAGAGCAAGGCCAAACUCACUGGCUCUCUCGUCCGGUGUUGUGUUGGCUGCCAGCCAGCCCAGCCUCCCUGCUGUCCUCGUGUUGUGUCUAAAGUGGGGCGCCUGCUGCAUUGGCGUAGGCACAAUUUAAGCCCCUGAUUGCUCAGACUCCUAAAUCCCACAAGGGCAUACAGAGCAGGCUUUCUGCUUCUGAUUUCCCUAACCAAUGCGUGGAUUGUGACAGGGGUGUCAUCCGCACUCUACAUUUAAAGCAGUGUCAUGCCACUUUCAACAGUCAUGGCUUCCUGUGAAGACUUCUGGGAGCUGUUGUUUGUUAAGGGUGCUGAGACCAAUAUUCCCCUCAGGGAGCUAAAAUCUCCAGAGUUCCCUCUUCAAGUGUUUGUUAAGCCACUCUGGAAAUUGUAGCUCAGUGAGGGGGAUAGGGGUCGCCUAACAAACUACAGUUCCCAGGAUACUUUAGGGGAACCCAUAACUGUUUAAAGUGACACGAUUCUGCUUUAUUUGUAUAGUUCAAGUGGGGCCAGAGUGGGAACCGCCAGCAAGCACAGCCUUGUGUUCCUCUUCACACUGGGGAUAAUUGUAGGUGCUACUAACAUGCAAAACGGGCUAUAGUGACAGGAUUCCCUCUUCCUGAUGACUCUUAGUUCUGUGGGAGCUGGAGUGAUAGGAAAAUUCAGGGUGUAGAGACAAUAUGAGGAUUUGAGAGGAGCCUUGAAGCUGGACAUUGGAAGGGGAUGGGAAAAGAAAAACCUUUGAGUGGGUUGCAUGUAGAUUGAAGGUGAAUGGUGUCUUCUCCUUCCUGGAGGGGAGCUGAGAACAUAGGGUACAGCAGUGUUUCUCAACCAGGGGCCAUAUGGCCCCCUGGGGGCCCCAGGAUAUUCCAAGGGGGCCCCAGGUGAAAAUAUUGUAAAGGGAGGGCCAUUGCACAAGACUAGGGGCCUACAGAGGGAAGUGAAGAAAAAAGAGAAGUGACUGAGAAAAGAAAACAGAAAAGAGAAAAGAAAGCAGAGAAGUAGAGUGAACAGAGAAGUGACGGUGCCUCCCAGCAGAUGGAUUGCCAAAGUAAGUGCAUGUGGCGAUCCAGGCAGCCAAAGUAACUUUCAGUCAAGAAAAACACCAUUUUGGGAUAAAGAGUACAAUAUCUAAAAAGUUUCCAAAGCUUUGGGAUAAAGCAAAAUGGUUUUUCUUUUUUUCUUUUUUCUUUAAAAAAUUUUUUAACCACACAAAUAUUUUAUUAUUAAAAUAAUUCAACAUUAAUACAUACAUAUUAUGAAUAUACAAACAUACAUUUCAUACAAUCCUUAAAAAUAUUCAUACAUACCCACACUCAAUCCCACAGAUACUUCCUUUACCAAAAUGGUUUUUCAUGGCAUUUCCUACUUUGUAUUUGGUAGAAUCAGGUGUGUGGAAUUUCAUGAGUGUGCCUGAGGACAUGUCUCUUAAAAUUUUAUAUUUUAUUGAGUUUUCACAGUGUCUUCUCUUCAGGUUCCCAGUAUGCAAAUGGAAGCUCUGUUAUUAGCAGCUGUUGUGUUUGCUACUGGAAUAAAAAUGCUUGUUGCAGUCAGUGGAGGAUAAUAUAAUAAAGUCCCAGAGUUGGUCAGGUGAUUUUGGACCAUGGACUUAAUGGUCACACCAUCCACAGAGUGGAGCCUCUUUUAGAUGGUAGGGUGUGUUUGAGUGUUCCCAAAUGUGACUGCUGCAUUUGUGGGCCUUACUGCUGGCUCUGCUAAGUGGAUCCCUGCCCUGCUGGCACCAAUAUAAAGUCAUUUUUAAUGGUAUAUGUUCAAGGUAUAGUUUCUCCCCCUGCAUUAUUUCUGUCGAUCCCAGUGAACUCUCUUGAUGGUAUGUAGAAUGCAAAUGUGUAUUCCUUGAACUUUGGAAAAUGUGCCAAAUAGUGUUUUUUUACUGCCACCCAAUUAAUUGUUGUUCAUUGCAUUUAUAUUCCACCCUUCCUCAAAGGGACUUAUAUCCGCACAACAGCCCUGUGAGGUAGGAGUGAGCCUGGGAGAUGGUGACUGGUAAUGAGUCUCCUCUCAGUGGGCUGCGUGGCUAAGGGGAGGAGUCGGAGACCAAAGCUGGAGGUUCAGUCUGCCACAUCCUCCUCGCUCUCAUUCUGUGUGACUGUUCAGCUGCCCUGAUCUUAAUUACUGUACUUUUCGCCCUAUAGGGUGCACCUAGUUUUUUUGGGGGGAGGGAUAAAGGGGGAAAAAAAAUAUUUUCCCCCCCCCCAGGCGCAGGGCUGGGGCGGGGGAAGCCUGACCUUCCCCCGACCCCAGCCCCCAGAACAGGCUGCUAUCCGCAAGCCUUGGGAGCCCGGCAGGAACUCCCGCCGGUCUCCCCAGGCUUGCGGAUAUCUGCCCGAAGCCUGGGCACGCUCUGCUGCGCGCCACAGGCUUCGGGAAGCAGGCUGCUGUCCGCAAGCCUUGGGAGCCCAGCAGGAAGUCGCGCAGCUCUCCCACGGCUUGCGGAUAGCUUCCUGAAGCCUGGAGAGGGAGAGGGGUCGGUGUGCACCGACCCCUCUCGCUUUCCAGGCUUCAGCAAAAGCCUGCAUUCGCCCCAUAGGAUGCACACACAUUUCCCCUUCAUUUUUGGAGGGGGAAAAGUGCGUCCUAUAGGGCGAAAAAUACGGUACAUGCACCUGGUCCCAUGCGCAUCCCGAUGCAUUCAUGGAGUGCUGCAUUGUAGCAGAGAAUGAAAUCCUGCUUUGAAAGUGAUAAACAGCCCAUGUUUUGGUCUGCCCUCUUGCUCCCCAAAAAAUCUGGUAGAAGAUUUAAAAUUGUAGCUGAGGUGUGUCAUUUUCCCGCCUGCUGCUGCCUUCAAGAAUCCCAAAAAUCUUAGAUUUCUGCAGAGGACCAAGAGGCCUCGGUGGAAGCAGGGUGAUCUAAACCAUGGUCAGCAGGCUCAGGAUUAGAGCAGGCAUUUGUCCCUGGCUUCCCAGCCCUUCCAGUUCACCAACCUUCUUAGGUUAACAAUGGAUUCUCCUUGCCAUGCCUGGCUCACCUUUUGCAGGUGGAGCACCCCAACCCUGGCGUCCGCUACCCAGGCACCACUCGUGUGGCCUACCUGCCCGACUGCCCCGAAGGCAACAAGGUGCUGGCGCUGUUCCGCAAGGCCUUUGACCAACGCCUCACUUUCACCAUCGGCACCUCCAUGACCACAGGCCGAGCCAACGUCAUCACCUGGAAUGACAUCCAUCACAAAACCAACUGCACCGGUGGACCGCAGCUGUAAGGACCUGUCAUGGAGUAGUGGGGUGGGGGAGAGGGAGGGGGGAUAAGUAUGGUGGCAUUGAAGGUUGGGUCACCAAGGGCAGGUGAGUACUUUAGAGGCUGCUUGGAAAAGGGUUCGGGUUCUCAGCAAGCUACUCCAAGAACCAGAACCGUGGGGUUAAGAGACAUUACAGAGUCCUCAGGAAGCUGGCAGCAAUAAGCAAGAGCUUUCUCUGGCUCCAUUAACAUUCAUCUUCUGUCACAUGACCACUCUGGGACCCUUUUGCUCAAGGUCCAGGUGCGUAGUUGGUUUUCCUGAACCCCAGAGAAAGAAGGAUGGGAGGUUCCCUGGGGGCUGAGUUUAUGCCCCUGAUAUGCUAGUUUUCUCUGGGCAGUGAGUCCUCCCCACCCCCUCCCCACAGUUCCCCAUGCUCAGUCAGAAGUGUUAAAUCUGGAAAAUCACUGACCUAAGUGGUAAAACUCAGCUAAAUUGCCAGGGCCUUGAAAUAAGUUUAUGACAUUUGAUCUCCGUUUCCCACCAGGUUUGGCUACCCUGAUCCUACAUACCUUGCUCGGGUGCAAGAGGAACUGCGGGCCAAGGGCAUCACCAAUGACUGAUCUUGCUCCCUGCCACUGUGUCUCCAGGAAUGGUGUGUUGUUUCUGCCUGGUCCAGCAAUUGUGGAGAAAGCGUCCUCAUCUCUCGGAGCAAACCGUCUCACAGUGUGAUCUUGACCCAGGAUGCAAAGUGCUGGGCAUUCUGAGAUGACAUUUUGAAUGGAAUUUCUUGCUGGAAGGAGUUGGGAACAGAGGCAUGGGGAAGAAGGCUGUGUUAGAGACCUGCAUUUGAAUUGGCUGGGUUAGAAAGUUCAAGUCAAUCUGCACAUUACACAGAAUGAGUGAGUUGGUAGAGUCCUGGACUGUACCACUUCAAAAUGCUUGCAGGGAGGGGUUUUGUUUUUAUUUGAUGACAAUAUGUUGUGUGGGUUUAAAUAACAUUAAUAAUAACAAACUCCAUGUCCAGGCAUGUAAUAAACAAGCAUGUCAGGAAGAGAGCUACAGCAAAAUCUUUCCCCCUGAUGUGCUAGACCGCUGCAUUUAUUUGUUUAGAAGAAUUUAUACUGCUUAAUCAAAACUCUCCUAAGUGGUGUACACAAACAGUGUGAAAUAAUUAUCAGUGAUAUACAGAUAAAAUUAGCAUAAAUUUAAAAACAAAUACAACUAAAUUAUAUGUUGGGAUAGGCUUGCUGCUUUUAAAAGGUGUUUAAAACAGUGUAAUGACGGUACUUGCCUAACGUUAAUACAAGCAGGUUUGUUGGUUGUCUUACAUGGGAGAGCACUCACAAAUAAGAUCCCCACUGGCGCCUGCAGCCUGUAGUAACACAGUCCAGAAUUCUACCACUGCAUCUUGCAUCAUAGUAAUUUCAUUCCUUGGACCAAAAUAGAUGUGAUGAAGGGCCCAUAAUGUUUUAGGUUUGUUCCUGUGUUUGGACCAUUCACAUUUCAAGAGGGGGGUUGUUUGUUUGUUUGUUUGUUUGUUUGUUUGUUUGUUUGUUUACUUACAUCAAAGAGAGCAUGCUGAUGAGAAGAGCCAAGCCUUUCCCGCCUCAUGCUUCAGGCAUUUUUUACUUCAGCCAGGGUUGAUUCUGGUAAUAACAGCCAGGCUGGAAGAAGAACUUCAGGGAGCUUAGCCACAGAUCACAGUAGGGUUCUGCCAUGGGUGGAGCAACGACCCCCCAUCAAGUAAAUAAAUAAAAAUACUUAACUAGCUGACCAAUCGCGCCACAGGUAGCUCAGUUCUGCCCUCCCCCCCCAACAUAAAUCCUGGCUACACGCAUAGGUUCUGCUCUGCACACCAUCUGUGUGUCCCUGUUGAUGUUAAAAUUAGACCUCUGCAGCCCUGUUUCUAUUAUGUUGGCCUUGAGUAGGUUUGGGAGGAAAACUGCUGGUGUGAGGAAGACGCACCCAUGAAAAUUGGAGUGAAGUGAGAGCAGUGUGUAUAUCUUUUUGAGAAAAAUUGGUGGCUUACCCAGAGUGUCCAUGGCAGAUGUUGGAUUUUAAAUCCAGAUCUCCCACCUGUGAGGACAUUGUUAUAUCCACUAGAUCACACUGGAUCUCAUGUUCCUACUAUGGGCAAGGGGUGGGGUUCUGUUCUUCCCAUGAGGAUGCCAAAAUAAGGCCAAAAUCCUCUCUGCACCUUCAUUCCACUCCCUCUGUGCCCUCUAGCUCGCUCGCAGAAUUUUUAACACUUUUGGGACUGCCUAUUAGAAUAAAAUUAAACAAAAUGCACUUGUAGAAUUUGUAUCAUUUGGGCGCAGAAUGUAUAGUCCCUGGGGUUUGGCUUGGAGUGAGUGGGAAGGAGAAUUAGCAUGGAUUUGUUUUGGGUAACUGAUCAACGCUGGAGAAAGAGGCCUAUGUGCUGGGACCUUUCGUACACAGCCUCUUGUUCCUUUCAAACCCCUCGCUAGUCAGUGAGCAGCUCUGGCAUCUUGGCACCCCACCCACCCAUCAUUCCUUGUGCUGCUGUCUCCAGGAUCAGCAUCAACCCCAACUUGGUGGAACUUUCUGGAAACAUUGGGACUGUCCUUUCAUGUCGACGUAGAAAGCAGCGGCUCCUCGACUCUGGGCACAGGCGACAUGCCCACCGGCCCUGUGCAGAGGAUGGGUGGCAACGUUCGUGGACCAUGCCUUGUGUGUAUAUAUAUACAUAUAUACCUUCUGUGCUGGCAUAUCAGCUGUUGUGUAAUUAUUCCAACCAAGUCCUGUUUGGGACAAAUCGUGUCGUUUGGGACUUGGCCAGGCCUGCUGACCCUUGCUGGCCGGCCUGUACGCUCUGAACUUUGGCGCCUACCUGUUGUUGAGUGUUUGCGGGAGGGUGGGGGACAUCUCUUGGCUAAAGGUGAGCCUGUCGCCUCUGGCAGAGACAAAUUCCAAGACUGUCUCCUACGGGUGAGAGCUCCCCUCAGAUGCGCAGUUUGGACAGUGGGGCUUUCUUUGCUGUUUUAAAGAGUUACCUGAAAAUACGACACUUGUUCUCUUGAUCUUUUCUGAAAUUAUGUGUUGGAGUUGUGCUUGUGUUUAUUAUUAUUUUGAUAAGGGGGUGGCAUUUUUUCUCUUCAGCCUCGCUAAUAAGUCUGCAAGGACCCACAGUGCUUCUUACCCUGCCUUAUUAUUUAAUUACUGCCCUUCACCAUGGUGACUUACAUUUUCAAGCAAUGUAAUGUACAGUCUGAUAGACAUAACAGAAACAGGGAGGGGAGAUGGGGAAGGGCAGUUCCAGGUAUCAAUUCUUGAAUAACAUCGCAUUGAUAGAACAAUCACAGACGGAGGCAGUUCUGGGAGGGGAGGGACCCAAACUACAGUCCUAAGUAAGCUGAUGGAGAUUGGGCCUUGCCUAUUGCCUCCCAUAUCUGAUAUAGCAGCAGCUUUUAAGCAAGAACUGGUUCUUUUUCAGUUUUCAAAACGUUCCUUGCUUGUUCAGCUGGAG